CUCAACGCCAGAUGGAGAACACCAAAAAGGUGUUGUCAAAAUAUGGAGAUCAAAUUCCUAUCCUGAUUGAGGCCGAUCGAAAACUGAUUACGCAAUUAAGAAAUGAUGAACGAAGCCAGGAUGAAGUAUUAAAAGUGUAUGGUCCGAUUCAGAAAAAAAGUGUCGAAGUGAUAGACAAUAUAAUACCCUUGGGAAUUGAGCUUUGUCCGGCAACAGUAAACGCGAGUGAUCUUGAAUGGAAAGAAUGUCUCGGCGAGGGAGAGUUCUCCACAGUGUACCGUGGGAAGCUAAACAAUGCUCUAAAAUGCUCUGAAAUAAACGUGGCGGUGAAAGUAUUCAAGGAUUUAUUUGAUGAUCCAAAUAAAAGAUUCUUUCUGUACGAAGAAGUCCAAAUUAGGGACUUACAACAUAAAAAUGUUCUCAAGUACUAUGGAGUAGCCAGAAUAAGCGAUUCUCGUUCAUCCAACAAGUACAACUUUAUAUUCGUGAUGGAAGCAGCCACAAACAAUCUACGAAAUGUCGUUUUAAAAGACAGAAAUGAGACACCUGCAGAAUCUGAAAACUGCAAACAAGCAAUUGACAAGUUCAUUAAGAGGGCGAUGGACAUAGCAGCUGGUCUAAACUACAUUCACGAGAGAGGACUUAUCCACAGACAUCUCAAGCUGGAAAAUAUUUUGGAAGGCGAGGAUGGGACGGUGUUGAUAUCAGAUGUUGGGAUUGUCGGUCAAUUUCUGGAAACUGAGAAAAGCAUAACUUAUCUUGCACCUGAGGUACUCGAAGACCUCACGAAUCGUACCAAGGAAGCAGAUAUGUACAGUUAUGGUAUUGUGUUGUGGGAGAUGUGGUAUGGCGCCCAGGCGUUCACAGAACUUAUGCCUGUCAAAAGAGACCGUUUCAAGUACAAAUUGCUGGUGGGCAUCGUCCAAAGCGGGACCACACAACGAUCAACAUUCCACUAA
Dendronephthya gigantea is the source of this 959-nucleotide messenger RNA. RefSeq names its product serine/threonine-protein kinase STY8-like. The coding region runs from base 12 to 959 and encodes 315 amino acids. The transcript is spliced from 3 exons. Gene Ontology annotation, biological process: protein phosphorylation. Gene Ontology annotation, molecular function: ATP binding; protein kinase activity. The record is from RefSeq and is a predicted model, not a curated record. NCBI's taxonomy places the organism in Eukaryota, Metazoa, Cnidaria, Anthozoa, Malacalcyonacea, Nephtheidae.